UUGUCAGCAUAGCAUAAAAAGUAUUCAAAUCCAAUAUCCGGUCACCUCUUUAAAAGGUUUGUGUCGGAUUUUCCAGCUCAGUGGCAUAUGUAUUUCCAGUCUCGGCUGUCUCUUUAAGACAACGAUAGCUUUGUGUCUGAUUAAUUCAAUGUAACGAGAGAUGCAUUGGAGAAACCUAUUUUCCGCUGUAACUGAUGUACCAGCUACAGAGAGUGUGAAAAAGCUUGACAUUUCUUUCCUAUUGGUCAUGAUCAUCGGAUAAUCCAAUUGGCGGUUAUCAUAUACUAAAGUUAUAACGUGAUACCGUUAUUAUAGGCAACGGAUGUGGGGAUUUAAAAAAAAAAAUGGAUUUAAAUUAGCUGGAAAUUAAGUCAUCAUUUUUCUGUUAGAGGGUUUACCAGAAGUCGUAUUGGAGGAAUAAGAAUAUUUACAUUACAUUGUUUGGAGGGGAGUUUUAUUCUGACUGCACGAAAUGUCUGAAAAACACGGAGGUUACCAAGGUCUGGAGGACUCCAAUCGGCAGGCCAUGUCCCAACCCAUGCAGCAAAUGCAGCCCCCUCCAUACCUUCCCUCCCAGGACCCUAACAUGGGCCAACAACACCCCAACAUGCAGCACCCCAACAUGCAGCACCCCAACAUGCAGCACCCCAACAUGCAGCACCCCAACAUGCAGCACCCCAACAUGCAGCACCCCAACAUGCAGCACCCCAACAUGGGCCCUCCGCCCGGCUGUGGCCUCCAGCCCAACUACCCCCCUCCACCCCCGCCCCCUGGCUCCGAUGGCUACCAGGAGACCCAGUUCCACAAUGGCUCCUACGGACACCCAGGGGCCCCACAGGGCUACACAGUCCAGACCCAGGGCCCGGGAGGGGGGGUCCCACACGCCCCUGUAGGGUAUUUUCAACCAGGAUACCCUCUCCAGCUGCAGCCCUGCACAGCCUAUGUUCCUGUCUACCCCAUGGCGUCGGGACAGCCCUACCAGGGGAUGCCCCAGGGUCAGAUGGGCAUGCAGAUGCCCCAUGGCAUCGCCCUGAUGGAGCCCCGGCGCCCGCCUCACGACUACCUGCCAAUCGCUGUGCUCACCACCGUCUGCUGCUUCUGGCCCACAGGAAUCAUAGCCAUCAUCAAGGCAGUACAGGUGCGUACAGCAGUGGCCAGGGGGGACAUGGUGACGGCAGAGAUAGCGUCCCGCGAGGCGCGUAACUUCUCCUUCAUCAGCCUGGCGGUGGGCAUUGCCUCCAUCGUCCUGUGUACCAUCCUCACCGUGGUAGUCAUCAUCGCCUCCCAACACCAUGACGAUGACUGGGAACCCUAAUACCUAACGCAGUGUGGCAUCAUGGGAUAUGUAGCUUUGGGUGGAGAUUGAAGAAUAAGAGCACCGGAAUUCACUCUCUGAAACUGGUAUGUUAUAUUGGGGUAUAUAUAUAUAUAUAUAUAUAUAUGCACCCUGUGUACUGUAUAUACAGUACUGACCUGACCUACUGACUACUAAUGGGUUGAGAACCAAUCACACUUAUAUUCAAUUGCCAAAACAAAUAGGUACACAUUAUUUGCCAGUAUUACUUACCAUUUACACUCGGAUAUAAUAGCGCUCCAUAGCACUUAUGGGGGAAACAGAGUACAUACACAGAGGCAUUAAAGGGCAAUUACACCACAUUUCAACCUCAUUUUCAUUAUCUAUAGCACAGUACCAGUGUCUACAUUUGUGAAAAUGUUGCAUGACAUCAUCAAAAGUACAAAGAAAUAACAACUGUGAUUUUCAAAAACUAUGAGAUUCACAGUGAUGUGGGGAGUAAGAAAAUGCCCUCCCUCUGGCUAGAAACUCAUUGCAGGUUUUGAAAAUCACAGUUUUUCUUACUUUUACUCCUGCCUUGUGAUGUCACAGAAUAAUUUUUAGGACCUUCUUCUCUUUUUAACCACAGAUCAUAGAAACGUGCAAUUUUCACAUAUGUAGACACUGGUAUGGUGCUGGAGAUAAUGAAUAUGAGGUUGAAAAGUGGCAGAAUUGCCCUUUAACUAUGAAUUACAGAUUAAUUUAUGGUCCCCUUGAACCUAGGUAGACCAAACCAUGGAUCACACUGUAUCUUGAUAAACUAUUUAAGCCUUCACAAAACUGCCAAAUAGAUCACAAAUCAUGACUGACAUUAGUGCCAUAUAUAAUUAGUAUUGUGUAAAGAGGUUGUUUUGAAUUACUUCUAAUAUAAAUACUUUUAUUGAAUUGUGUUUAGUCAUUUAUAGUUUUUGAUUUAUGAUUUUCAUAAACACCCGCCAUCUAACGAUAGUAUUUUUAAAAUAUUGAUUAAAUGGAUAGUAUAAAUUAUAGUAUAAGACUGCCAAACAGACGUAGGUAUGGAGGGAUACAAAUGAUCAGUAUUCAUUUUACACACAAUCAAAUGGAAAGUAAAUGAAGACAUAUUGUCUUAUUAUGAGAUUAAUAUAUGAAAAUUGUGAAAAAAGAUGGAGAUUUUUCUCGUUGGAUGAAUGACAUCUCUAUUUAAAGUUGUGCUGAUGGAGGGAUACACCAUAGGGUGUACUGUGUCGGUGUCUUUUUCCCCGCCUUUUUUUUACAUGACAUGGACUUUUUUAGCUACAAAUUGUUUGUUGCAUAAGAUUGUUUAAUACUUGUUCACUUUAUUUAUUUAUGUAUUUAUGUAUAUUAUAAUUUAUUAGUUUAUUUAUAAUAUUUAUUUUUCAUAGAUUAUUAGCAUGUCACCAUUGUGUUUUAGUUGAAAUCAAUAGUUUAUUGUAUCCCUAUUGGCCUAGAAAACCUUAACUAAACUCAGCAAAAAAAGAAACGUCCUCUCACUGUCAACUGCGUUUAUUUUCAGAAAACUUAACAUGUGUAAAUAUUUGUAUGAAUAUAAGAUUCAACAACUGAGACAUAAACUGAACAAGUUCCACAGACAUGUGACUAACAGAAAUGGAAUAAUGUGUCCCUGACCAAAGGGGGGGUUAAAAUCAAA
This is a messenger RNA of Salmo salar (Atlantic salmon), 2963 nucleotides long. Its product is annotated as proline-rich transmembrane protein 1. NCBI's taxonomy places the organism in Eukaryota, Metazoa, Chordata, Actinopteri, Salmoniformes, Salmonidae. The record is from RefSeq and is a predicted model, not a curated record. Gene Ontology annotation, cellular component: membrane.